Messenger RNA from Scatophagus argus, 1952 nucleotides. It is a transcript of the gene rhof, whose product is annotated as ras homolog family member F. Gene Ontology annotation, biological process: small GTPase-mediated signal transduction; cell migration. The transcript is spliced from 5 exons. NCBI's taxonomy places the organism in Eukaryota, Metazoa, Chordata, Actinopteri, Scatophagidae. Gene Ontology annotation, molecular function: GTPase activity; GTP binding. The coding region runs from base 307 to 939 and encodes 210 amino acids. The record is from RefSeq and is a predicted model, not a curated record.
CUGAGCCACAGCUCUUGCUCAUACUCAGAGAUGCUUUCAGAGAACAGGCUGAUAAUAGGACAGGAGAGAAGCGUUGGUGGGUCAAUUAGAAACAACUUCAGUGACAGGAACAGGAAGUGGUGAACAGAAAAUGCUACCUGGUUAAACAUGAGGCUCGUCUGUUCCUCUCUCUUGACACAGCCUGUGAAUCAUCUCAGCCUUUCCAAAUAUAGAUUAAUCAGACUUUGCCAUGUAUUCAACUUAAAUCUGAAGGGAGUAUUUUCAGCCCCGUCCUGCCUGGCACCUGUUUGAUUGUUUGGAGGCAAAAUGACACAAAACGGUGCUGGGGCUGGUAAGGGUACCGCAAAAAAGGGAGAAGAACUUAAAAUUGUGAUAGUGGGAGAUGGAGGCUGCGGGAAAACAUCACUUCUGAUGGUUUACGCCAAAGGCGAUUUUCCAGAGAAAUAUGCCCCAUCAGUGUUCGAAAAAUACGUAACCACUAUCUCUGUCGGAGGGAAAGAGAUAAAGCUCAACCUGUAUGACACAGCUGGACAGGAUGACUACGACAGACUACGGCCGCUCUCAUAUCAAGAAGCUAAUCUGGUUUUAGUCUGCUUUGAUGUGACCAACCCCACCAGCUUUGAGAAUGUCCUGAUUAAGUGGUUCCCAGAGGUGAAGCACUUCUGUCGGGACAUUCCAAUCAUCCUGAUUGGCUGCAAGACUGACCUCAGGAAGGAUAAAGAGUGUGCGAGAAAGCUCAAGGCCAUGAAUCAGGAUCCCAUAACUUACACACAGGGCGAGGAGACCCGGCAGCAGAUGAACGCAGAGCUCUACCUCGAGUGCUCGGCGAAAUAUCAGGAGAACGUGGAAGACAUUUUCAGAGAGGCCACCAGAAGAACUUUGGCCUUCAUUCGAAAACAGAGGAACUAUAAGAGGAAGAAGAAAUGUGUGGUUCUGUGAAGAGAAAAGGACAAAGGACCUUGUUCACAUUGAGAGUUGUUGGAGAUUCAGAGACCACAGAUGCUUGGAAACAGCUGUAUGGUUCAGAGAGUACUCAUCAGUCCCUGUCCUGUAGUGAAGUCAUCCUUUACCACCACAACAACAUGGCUAAUGACAGAACUGGAAAGAUAAUUUAGCAAGAAGGUGCAGCAGUGGGGAGAUUUCCCAAAGUGAUAUUCAACUCAAAAUGCCCCUUGCCUUCUAUAUUUUUACUUUUGUAAGGGAAAUAUAAUUUGUAGUAUUUUUAUAUAUAUUUUUUUUUCUAACAGAAAAUUUUGUACUGUUUCCAGACUGGUAUGCUUUAUCAAAACACCAGGAAUUUGAAGUUAGUUAUUUUAUCUUGUAACUGUUGAAAGGUUUUCAUAAUGUCAUGUAAUGUGGUUUAAAAACUGUGGGUGGAUAAUAAAUUCUCAGAUGAAAUAGUUGUUGAAAUGCAAUAUAUUCAUGGUACUGUAGCUUUGAGAGAUGUGAUAAAAAAAACUUUGAUGUACAGAGUUUCAGGAAGCACAAAAAAAUGACUUAGAACUUGUUUUGGAGCUGUGUCAACUAGAAGCACAUCUCUUAUCUUUACCAACAGCGCCCACUAGUGUUGCAAAAACUGAAUGUAUGAAAUGGCUGCAUUAUUAAGGCAUGAGGACCGCAACCGCCUCAAAUCUGAAAUAAAGUUCUUUGUGCACAAGAAACACAGAAAUAUUGUCAGUUUUUAAUUAUGUGUUUAAUUUUUAAUAUUUCUUUUUUUUUUUACAACAAUGUACACAGACUGAGAGAAUGUCAACUGUCUUGUUACCGUUCAUACUCAGGCACCAGUUACAGUCUUGAAAUGGACAAUGAAAACAUUAAUGUAAGCUACAUCAUAAACACGAAAUCAAGUUGUUUUGUGCGUGAUGGCAGCUCUCGCAUUAUGAAAUGUAACACUUCGGUCUGUAACUUCAAAUAUUCCCUCAAUAAUAAAAGUGAUGCGUGAUUCUCUUCAA